GGCCUAUGACCAGGAAAAGAAAAUUAUGGUAAGUAGGAAUACAUUUUCCUUUAUUGUCUUCUCUGAUCAUGUGGUGGCAAUUAACGAGAGACAGAUUCCUCCUAUAUAGGCGGUAAAAUUAGUUAUACAACUCAAUAAACCACCAGAAACCUUUUAGUUCUCAUAGUUAUUAGCAAGUCAACUACACUGUAAAAUGUAACGCUAAGUUGCCUGGAUAAUAUAAAGGACAAUCUGCAGGUAUUCCUUCCUGGUUUUGGCUUGAAUUCUUUUUAUUAAACACAGAAAUGGAAGGAAAUCACAUGCUAGUCAGGGAUCCCAAAUUUGUGAUGAUAACGACGGUCAGACUACAAAAUAGUAACAAAGAUACUUUCACCCUCUGAGACUAUUAGAUCUUUAAAAGUUAUCACACUUGCAGUCUCUCUCUCUCUCUCUCACGCACACACUCUAUAUAUAUAAUGGACUAAAGUUUGGAGUAUUCUGGCGCCAUCCCAUGGUAAGGAGUCAAACUAUUUUUGAAUGGUUUCACACUUACCUGGGUCCUUUAGGUCUUCUCUUUACUGUUAAUGCAGAAACUCUGUUUUCACUUAGCUAGCAAUUUUAGAUGAGAGCAUGAAAACUUGCACAAAAUUUAAAAAAUGGUUUGACUAAUACCGUACAAAAAAUUCAUGACCCAUAACGGUUAUUCCACGAACGUCCACUUAUAGUGUUAGUUGUAUUUAUGUAAAUUGGUAAUAUUUUCAUACAAAAAUGGGAAAUCUAACUAAUCUUCUCUGAUUCUACUCUGCAUUCGGUAUCUCGUUGCUUAUCUUGCGCAUUUCAAAAUGGAGCGUCUUAGAUCUCCCCCAUAGUUCAGACCAGAGAAUAGGCGCGAAGUUCGAAGAUGCUCAAAUUAUCUCCUUGCCACUGCCAUGGUUAAAGGGCUCAUGAAGAAUCUUUUUUCCCCUAUACUCAGAAAAAAAACCAAUGGGUGUAGGGAGUGUUUGAGCAGCUCUGCUGCCCAACCAUUCCAAUAUUUAACCUCUCACCCUUCACCUUUGAGUGAGGGUCUCGGGGGGACCCUUUGUUAGGUUGACACAAUUUUAAUAAAUGUUUGCCCAUCGCUCAGACAAAUGGGAUGGAAAAAGAGAGAAGACAUGCAGUGUGGCUGCUUAUGCAGCACUGUUUUUAACGCAUUAAAUGCCAGCCAUGGCUAAGGGUCAAAUUGUGGCCAGGGUGCUUUUUCAUCUUAUGUCAGAGUUCAAGAAUGCUGUUCUUCACUGCCCACCUGCUCCAAUUUUUAACUUCCCAUUGUCUGCCAACGAGUUGAUACAAAAGUAAAAGGGAAAACCACAGUUGGUAUGUAUAACUUGAAUGAACCAACUUUUUCUUCUGUGCACAAGUCUAAUAGUCUUUAAUUACCUCAUGUAUAAAUCAAAGCGUAAAUGCCAAGAUUGACAUUAUCUAGCCUUUUUGAUGAUUUAGCUUAUUAUAAAACUAGCAUAAUCAAUUUUGAUUUCAAUUUGUAUUACUUUAUAGCAAUAAGCAGAUAGUAAUGUACUUUUUGACCCUAGAGGGUUCCUUGGUGCACUGAGUAGCAAUGUAGUUUGAGCUUUUUUAGUGUUUAUUCAACAGUAAACUACAUGGGUAUUAUAUUAAACAUAUAUCUCCAAUAUCUUAGCGUCGAUGAGCUAAGCCAGGGGUAGGCAACCUAUGGCACUAGUGCCAUGCACGGCACUCAAGGUGUCUUUACACGGCACUCAAGGCUGCUACAGCCAAACAGGCUCUGGCCUAUCAGGAGUCCCAGUGAAACUUCAGAUAUCUACUAAUACAAAAAGGUGGUGAAGGACAAUCCUCAAUUUAUGCAUUGCAGCACAUAGAGUAAGUGAUCUCAGAUCACUUCCUCCCAGCACUCGUGAAUGGGAAUCCACACUGUAGUAGAGCAGCCUGCAGCUGCAGCUCUUGUCCUUGACCUGUACCUGGCCAGCCUGAUUCCCGCUGGAACCCAAUGGAAGCCACCCACACUGCUAGAUUUACUCAUACAAAUAAUACGAACAGCCCACAAACAAACAUACAAUUUGCACAAACGUAACCCGCUAACAAUCCACAUACAUGCACACAACCCCACAUGCAGCCUCUCACAUGCAAUACCCCAAACAGCCCCCACACAUACACACACUACCAAACACACAAUGUGGCAUUUCCAUCCACACACACAAUUCCACAAUCAGCCCCCAUACACAGCCCACAUUCAUAUGUAUCAUACACAAUACCACAAACUACUCCUGAACAUAUACAAUAUAAUAGCUCAUAUACGCACAAAUACAAUGAUACAAAGCAUUUACAGUAUAAAUAAUACAAGCAGAAUACGGUAGCAUACACACCUCAAUUUAAACAAAUAGGACUGGCACGCCACGGGACAUCACAAUCCUAUAUCGGCACAGUCCUGCUAAAAGGUUGCCUACCCCUGAGCUAAGCUAUUCACUGACAAGCAUAGCUCAGAUAGCAAGUAGAAACACUGCACAUUCAGACUCCUACCACCAUGACCACUUCAAAAGGCAGAAGUAGUCAUCGUAUUUGCAGUAACCCUUUGAGAACCGCUUUUUAGAGAGAGUUAGAGUUCUUAGAUUCCAACUCAUCACCUACAAAUUGUCUUCUGCUCCAACACCAAAAAGGACAUACAAGUAAGCAAAGACGUGCAUUCAAUUAUAUAAUAAGAUUUGGCAAAGUGACAGUUCCCCUUUAAUAUGUGUCAACCUAGACCACAUAUGAAAUAGAUUUUUGGGGUUAAGGUCCACAAUCAGCACUUGGCUUAAAAUGUGUUUGUUUUGUUGGAUCGGUGCUCCCACUGCAGAAUAAACCAUUUACUUAACUUACAAAGUUACGGAAUGAAACAUUUAAAAAAAAAAAAAAAAAAUCGCAAUGCCCACAGACUAUUCCUACAUAAAGAUGAACCAUGUAAGCCAUUAUUAUAUUCAUAGGAUGCCAAUGGAUUCAGCAGAAUUGUAAACAACUUAACACAAUGAUAAAUAAAAUGACAAUUUAUUAAUAAUGAUAGACAGUAAGGCUGAUGCAUAAAUUAUCUAGAAUGUAAACUUAUUUAAAGGACCACUCUAGGCACCCACCCCACUUCAGCUUAAUGAAGUGGUCUGGGUGCCAGGUCCAGCUAGGGUUAACCCAUUUUUUUUUAUAAACAUAGUUUCAGAGAAACUGCUAUGUUUACAAAUGAGUUAAUCCUUCCUCCAAUUCCUCUAGCGGCUGUCUCAUUGACAGCCGCUAGAGGUGCUUGCGUGCUUUUCACUGUGAAAAUCACAGUGAGAAGACGCCAGCGUCCAUAGGAAAGCAUUGUAAAUGCUUUCCUAUGAGACUGGCUGAAUGCGCGCGCAGCUCUUGCCGGGCGUGCGCAUUCAGCCGAAUGGGACGAGAGGAGGAGGAUCGGAGGAGAAGAGCUCCCCGCCCAGUGCUGGAAAAAGAUAAGUUUUAACCCCUUUCCUCUCCCCAGAGCCGGGCGGGAGGGGUUCCCUGAGUGUGGGGACCCUCAGGGCACUAUAGUGCCAGGAAAACGAGUAUGUUUUCCUGACACUAUAGUGGUCCUUUAAGCAGGUCCCUCAACACCCUCUGUUCCUGUUCGUCCAGCUCGUCUCAAAUACACGUCUGUUAGUCCACCUAUUAUACGGAGCUACAGAAUUUGUUGGUGCUUUAUAAAUAAUAAUAAUAAUUUAUAAAGCACCAAAAAUAGAGGUCUUUCAAGGAAGGCAAGUGCUUCCUGAAACAACUUUAUAACAGAUGGGAUUUUAUUGAAAGGGUGUAGAUUGUGGUAGGAUUGGCUUUAUCUCAGUUUAGGCCAAAUACAGUCUGCCCCCCCCCUGGUGUAAUGGAAAGCUGACCUGGCAGACUAUAGUUAUCAUGUUUUACAUGAUGCUCACGUCAUGUGAUCAGACCAAGGUCACGUGGGACAGAACUGGUCCCAGCAUAAAAAUCCCAAAGGGGGGGGGGAUACACACACGCCGUAACAAGCAGUCACGUGACCGCACGCGGUCUAACCCAUCCCACGCUAGGUGGACACAGGUUAAUAGCUAAAUACGCAGUCACGACCUUCACAGCGGGUCGUAAAAGAUAGAACUCCCCUGUCAUCACCACCACGAGGCUUCCAAAUAAACUCAGCCCCCACCAAGAAGCCCCAUUAAAAAAAAUCACCUGCGCAGCCUCUGCCGCCAUUCUUCAGGAGCGCUGUGAGCCCGGAGAUAGAAAACACUAAUUGCGGACGGCUGCCUUCUCCCCCCCUGCAAAAAACAAUGGUUCCUCCCUCAGCCGCUGAUUGGUGGAUUCACUUCCGCAUGUAGUACUGGGCACUGCUCACAGUGGAGCAGGUGUCAGCGCAUGCCCCUCCCAUAUAACCCUUUACAUGCCGGUGGAAAGUAGCACUGACUAUGUUGCGCUACCUGCCAGUUUAUUUUAUUAUUGUUAUUAUGAUUGUAUUGGUUUAUGAGUACUGAUUAAUUCAUGUUAUUAUUGUUAAUUAUUAAGGCUAUUUUUAAAUAAUUAGAAAAUAUACUCCCCCCUCCCUCCCUCAAAGUAUUUUGGCUACAGAUCUAAAAUCUAUGUGAUAUUGCUUGAAUAACAAUGUACAUUUUUUCCCACACACUUUUUUUUAAUUAUUUUAUUUAAAAUUUGACCAUUUUUAUUGAGUGUACACACUUCAGUGUCACAGUAUCACAAUUGAAAUAGUCCAAAGCAAUUGUUCACAUUGAAUUACGUUAUUCGAUAUAUCGCCAGAUACCCUGUCAUAAACUACUAGGGCAUUGCAUCUCCUGUACAAUGUCUCUGCUCACAUUUCCGAUAAACAUUACAUUAUAUCGAGGAACGACAUGUGAUAUGAUGUAAAAUUAAUUUAUAGAAACGAAAAAAAAUAAACAGAGAUAAAAAAACAACCCAGUCCAUUUGCAACAUGAUCAUUCGCCCUAUAUCUGUCGCACUUUUCACCUCACGCGUACAACGGAAGGCAUACAUGUCAUUAUUUGGUGCCCCCCUCUUCCGUACUCAUUCCCUAAGUAUUUCUGCUACAGCUUCCUGUUCCCAUACAUGUGCAUAAGUGUGUCAGCUUUGUUCUGUGGUGGGGUUUUUUUUCCCCAUCUCGUUUACACCCUUACAUAGUUAUAUAGCUGAAAAGAGACAGGAUUCCACAGUUGGGGAUCUGGGCGGGCUGCCCAGCAUCUCUAUAGGGAUCUAUUAAAUCCCCAGCCCCCAUGGCCCACUGCUGCACAGAGUUGAACAGUUGCUUGUACUCCUUUUCCAGCCCCAACUCAAGGAGGGCUAGGUAGAACAGAUCGGUUUGAAGGCUUGUCGCUUCCACGAGAUCCAGGACGUUUCGCGUAAGUGCCUGGAUGUCCCAGUAUCGGAGCAACGCAGUACUUCCUAACUCAGUCUCCCCUUGAAAAGCCUCCCGCAAUACCCCGGGGCCAUUAUAGUCCUCACCCUCUGGCGGGUCAUCAUCAGCUAGCCAUGGGUACUGCUAGAUCCCAUACCACCGUAAAGCCUGGUAGCCAUCAUCUACCGCCAAUUCUCUCCAGAGCAGUCUCUCCAGGUGAAUCACCCAUUCUUCCGCAGAUCCAAUUGAUCCCGAUGUCGCUGUUCUGGGGUUGGGAGGGAUUCUCUCAGGAGAACCUGCAUCUCCUCCAUGACCUCUCCCCAGAGUUGCUUCCGGACCUGGACCCUAACAUCCAGGGCAACACUUACAGAGACAGGGCCAUCAUACCGGGCUAAUGCGUCCUGCAGUCACCACUGGAACUCCUCCACGUAUGGGAACGCUGCACAGGGACUAGCUUGCUCCAUACUGCUGUAGACAGGGGCGCUGUAUGGAUACUAGCGUUGCCCUCAAUUAUAAAUCCAUAUGAUACUGGUGUCUCCAGGAUGCUUCUAUACUCCUAUGAAGCCAUCCCGCCGCUGCCACCAAUGUGACGGACCGCUUGGCACCCCAACCGGGUACCUCUGUCAAUCACUGCUUCCAAGCACUUGCGAGCACCAUAAGCACUGUAAUGGCGUCUGGUUCCCUUAUUUACCACUAUAAUGUCUUAAAGCAUAGAACUUAGCAGGGCUAACCAUACAGAUAUCUUAGUUUUAGAGAUCCUCUAUUUAACAUAUAUAAAUAAUUGAGAAUACAAUAUAAAAUAAGGAUUGUCUUGGAAGCAAUAGAGUUUUGUCUUUUUAAAUAUUUAUUAUAUAAAAAUAUAAAUAUAGACAUAUAAAAUCCAUUAUAGCAGAGUUUAUAAGAUUAAACUAAAUGCUUGCAAAUAUCAUUAAUAGGUUAACAUACCCUUCUGAACAUGUCAUCAUGUCAGCCUCUCUGUCAUUUUAAGAUGGAGCAGCGUCUGUCUCCAAGUCUCUCCUCUGUGUCUUAACAUUUAAAAGUACACCUAUUUAUACCUUAGGUGUCUCCAUUUUAGGGUUACCGUAGUUCAUAUAUGAAAAAGUAACACUUCUUUUACUUUAUUCAUUUUAGGACCUCCCUUAAUUUGGCAAACAUACAAGGCCUUUACUAAAAGGUGCAUACGUCAUGGAAAUUUUCCUGACUUAGUUCAAGAUGUCAUCUUAAAGUCUGAACAUCCUUAUCUACUAAGGUUACCACAGUAUAUUACAUACUGAGAGAGUCGUAGGAUAGCCUUGAAGCUUGUUUAUGCAUUAUUGUUAUUGUAAUUCGUCUGGGACAAAAUGGCGCAAACAUAUUAUGCACUGAGGUUAUUGGUGAGUAUAAUCAUUACCUUUAGGCAUUUUCAUGCAAACACUGCCUUUUCAGAGAAAAGGCAGUGUUUACAUUGCCCCUAGGGACACCUCCAAGUGGCCAUUCUUCAGAUGGCCACUGGAGGUGCUUCCUGGCUCAGUGCUGUACAGUAGGCAGCAGUGCCGUUCAGCAUCUUUACGCUCUGCAUGGGGAUGCUGAGUUUUCCUCAUAGAAAUCGAUUGAUUUAAUAUAUCUCUAUGAGGAGGUGCUGAUUGGCCAAAACUGAGUUUUGCCCCACCCCUUGUCGAUUUUCCCAGGGGAAAGCAUUGGAUUGGCUAAAAAUUGGCAAUUCUGAUGAUGUCACCAAGGGGUCGGAGCUAGCGCCGGCAGACUUGCGCGGCGCUGGAAAUAAGGUGAGUUUUAUUAACUUUUAAGGGGGCUAAGGGGGGGCAAGCGACCUAAAUGGUGGGUUUAACACUAUAGGGUCAGGAAUACAUGUUUGUGUUCCUAACCCUAUAGUGUUCUUUUAAUAUAUAUUGAGGAAUAAUAGUUAUUUAAAAUUUCUGCCUUUUCCUGGUUUUUAUUAACUAACACACCCAUCUCUGUUUUCAGUGUACCUACACUUUCAAUUUCUAAAUUUUCUAACUUAGCCAUUAUAAUUGCCCUUUUGCAUGCAUUAUUGGCUUCCUUAAAUCUUAUAAUGGAUUCUGUCUGAUUUAAAUGCUUUAAAUGUUCUUUUCUUACUUUUGAUCUCUUGGUUUACUUUCCAACUAUGCCACACUGGUUUUUAAUUUGUCUCUUUUAAAUUUAUUAACCAAUGGCACAUACUGAGAAAUGUACCUUUUUAAUAUUUGUUUGAAGAUAUUCCAUUUAUCCUCAGUGGUUUUUUUUUACUAAAGAGUUUAUGUCAGUCAAUAUGUUGUAAAGUUGCCCUUAUCUUAUUGAAAUUGGCCUUUUAAAAGGAUGUUUUAGUAUAACCCCAUCUGUUUUUGCUUUUUUGAGUUAAUUUUAAAAGACACCAAAUUGUGAUCACUAUUUACCAAGUGCUCCCGUACUUGAAUGUUUGCCAAAAGAUCAACAUUGCUUGUUAUAACCAGAUCCAAACAAACGUCCUUUCUAGUUGGUACUUGUACCAGUUGUGACUAGAGAUGUCGCGAACCGUCCGCGAACUUCUCGUGGCGAACUCCGGUCAGCUGACACAUCCCGGCCAAUCUCCAGCAGACCCUCCCUCCCAGACAGCAUCCAUGUUGAAGCUGCCUUCAACAUGGAUGCUGUCCAGGAAGUAGGAGGGUCUGCUGGAGAUUGGCCGGGAUGUGUCAGCUGACCGGAGUUCGCCACGAACCGUUCGCGACAUCUCUAGUUGUGACAUGAAGGUGUCAUUUAACAUGUUCAAAAAACUAAUUUCCCUUGCUGAACUACAUUAAAGGGACACUCCAGGCACCCACUUCUGCCCAUUGGAGUGGUCUGGGUGCCAACUCCCACCACCCUUAACCCUGCAAGUGUAAUUACUGCAGUUUUUAUAAACUGCAAUAAUUACCUUGCAGGGUUAAGUCCUCCUCUAGUGGCUGUCUAGAGGGACUUCCAUAUUUUUAGAACACAAAAAGUGUUAUAAACGAUGCUGGACGUCCUCACGCUAUGCAUGAGGACCUCCAGUGUCACCGGAAUCCCCAUAGGAAAGCAUUGAAUGCGCAUUGUGUGUGUAAAAGGAGCUUUAGUUAUACUGAAGGGCGAGCUUGCAGUGCUAGAUACAGAGAGCUCAUUAGAGAAGACAAAAAUCGUAGUCUUUCCUUUUUGUUUAGCCAUUUGUUGAAGUUUCCUCUUUUAUUGGCAGUAGCUUGGACAUUUUAAUUAGCAUAUUUAAUUAUUUUUUUUUAUAUAUUAUAUUACUUUCACGCCUGUGAAAAUCAACCAACUAUACAGGGAUCCGAAUUUUAACGUGUAUGAAAAAAAUUGUGAAAAAAUAUAAUUUGCUGCAGGUAUACUUAGAGAUGAGAGGUAAAUCUUUCCAAAUGGAAAAUAUUAUGCUUCUUCUAAGAAUUAUUGCAAUAUACAACUGUUUACUCUACUUAAAGGGACACUAUAGUCACCUGAACAACUUUAGCUUAAUGAAGCAGUUUUUUUUUCUCAUUUAUCUUUUUUAUUGGUGCAUAAAGAAUCAAACAUUUUGCAGCGCAGUGCAGUUUUGAUAUGCCAAACCAGUCACAGACGCAGCUGUGGGUACCAUGUUCCAAAGAGUUACCCCACGUGUGAAUGAAGCAGUUUUGGUGUAUAGAACAUGCCCCUGCAGCCUCACUGCUCAAUCCUCUGCCAUUUAGGAGUUAAAUCCCUUUGUUUACGAACCCUAGUCACACCUCCCUGCAUGUGACUUGCACAGCCUUCCAUAAGCACUUCCUGUAAAGAGAGCCCUAUUUAGGCUUUCUUUAUUGCAAGUUCUGUUUAAUUAAGAUUUUCUUAUCCCCUGCUAUGUUAAUAGCUUGCUAGACCCUGCAAGAGCCUCCUGUAUGUGAUUAAAGUUCAAUUUAGAGAUUGAGAUACAAUUAUUUAAGGUAAAUUACAUCUGUUUGAAAGUGAAACCAGUUGUUUUUUUCAUGCAGGCUCUGUCAAUCAUAGCCAGGCGAGGUGUGGCUAGGGCUGCAUAAACAGAAACCAAGUGAUUUAACUCCUAAAUGACAGUGAAUUGAGCAGUGAAAUUGCAGGGGAAUGAUCUAUACACUAAAACUGCUUUAUUUAGCUAAAGUAAUUUAGGUGACUAUAGUGUUCCUUUAAAUUCUUAUCUGAAAUGGAAAACAUGUUAAAGGACCACUAUAGUGCCAGAAAAACAUACUUGCCCCCACCCUCAGGGACCCACUCCCGCCCCGCUCUGGAAGGGGGAAAGGGGUUUAAACUUACCUUUUUCCAGCGCUGGGCGGGAAGCUCUCCUCCUUCUCUCCUCCUCCGAUCCGCCCCGUCGGCUGGCUGCGCACGCAUUCAGACGGUCACAUAGGAAAGCAUUCAUAAUGCUUUCCUAUGGACACUGGCGUGCUCUCACUAAGCACGCAAGCGCCUCUAGCGGCUGUCAAUGAGACAGCCACUAGAGGAUUAGUGGGAAGGCUUAACCCAUUGAUAAACAUAGCAGUUUCUCUGAAACUGCUAUGUUUAUUUAAAAAUGGGUCAACCCUAGCUGGACCUGGCACCCAGACCACUUCAUUAAGCUGAAGUGGUCUGGGUGCCUAGAGUGGUCCUUUAAUACUACAAAAAUAGCAAAAGCAGUGUAAUAUGUGUGACAUAUACUGAAACACAGAAUAAAACAAAAACAGCAGUCUGUAUAUUGGGUGCAUACCAUAGACAUUUGUCUCUUGUGUUUAGAACUCUUGACAAGUGUAUGGCCUCUCCCACUAUAUUGUGCAGCUUGUAUCUCCAUAGAAAUGGAAGCAAAACAUGUCAGCUGACUUUCAGCCAUGUUUAGUGAGGGCAAAUGAAUGAUGCUUGCUUUCUUAACGUAUACAGAGCUGUGGGUGUCCUUUUCAUUGUGUCCUACGGAUGACAUAUUUGAUCAGGGAAAAAUCCAAUUGUUUCAUCAGGCAAGGGAGCAGUAUGGAAAGAAACUAAAAGAUACUGCAUUAAAGGAUCAUUAAGCAGGUGGGUGCUAUUCUGUCUGUUUAGUAUUGUAAGCAAAUAUUUAUUGAAAACAAUAUAGUGCACCCCUCCUAUACAGAGCUAAAAGGAUUUUGUUAACUAAUAUGAAAUAUAUGUUAUUGCAUAUGUAACAGUAAGAGGAAUUUUCUUUCCACUGAUUUUGUUUUAUUAAUAUGCAUAGUCCUGCAAUAUUAACUUAUCCCAGGGGGUCCUUGGUGCAAAUGAUUUUGCUGAGAGUAAUUAUGGGGGUUGUGAAAUGUGGUUAAAACCCAAAAUAGCAUAUCUGGAAACAUAGCCAAAUUUAGGGUUUUUAUUUUUUUUACAUGUUGGCUAUCAUGGUUUAUAUUUAGUAAUUUCUAAUUACAUUCUAUCAGUCUCCUGAAGACACUCUUUUACAUUUAGUCAUACAAAUCAUACCUGUCUGUUUUCACAAUCUGGUUUUCUUAAGAACCAGAAAGAGAAUUUAUUCAUAGAGAAAAAAUGUAAACCUACAAAACCAAAAGGCAAAGCAGUAACAUUUUUGGAAACCCAACAGUCGUAUCCUUGGGAUUGGUCUUGUUAUCUCAUCUUUGGUACAAAUGUGAUUAGUUACAGUAAGCCUUUAGGAAACUUUGGCAUCUCUAUUAUCAUUUAUUAACAUACAAAAUUAAACCCUGCACUCAAACUCCCACUACUGGACAGCAGUGAUUAUAGUACACAUCAGCCCCAAUACAUACAAUAAUAAAAAAAGGUUACUUGCGCACUAUCCCAAAUCCCUAUGCCCAUUUAAACAACUGGAGGCUUUUUUAGUUUCACUCCAAUGGCCAUUUAAGUGUAAGCUCAACUGUCACGUCAAGGCAAAACUUCUAAGAUAAAUCCUCGGCUAAGAAUUCACCUUGCUGUCUACCAGGUAAAAUUCUCUAAUGAGACUGAGAGGGGUUUAUAUCUAAACCCCUACACACUUAUCAACCCUUAGGAACACAUGGGGUGGGUGUCAACACUGUAACAAUACUAUGUAAUACAAAAACUUUUAUUGCUUUUGCAGACUGCAGCCCCCAUUUUGAUUCAACUGACAUGGAUCUAGAAUCUGUCCCAUGCACUGUUAGAUCUCCUGUCCCUCUCCAAGUUGGAGAUGUGAAGACUGAGCAGGCCAGGCCUGGUGUAUAUGUCAUCGAUGUCACGUUUCCCAAAACUCAGACUGUUGAUGUAAGUACCUAAUUUUUCUGACAGUGGCUACAUUGAUUUAAGGUGGUGACCGUCCAAUGUUUUAGCUAAUCCACAUACCUGGGAUCUGUAUACCAAUGGGCAUCUGGAUGCAGUGGCCCUGUCGUUUUCAUCUUUCAAUGCAAAACGUUCAAUUUCGUAGAUAAACACACCUCAACUGUCUGUCUUCCUAGAUGAUGCUUCCGCUCUUAUGACUGAGUUAGACUUAGUUCUGUGACUUUUGACAUCUUCACACAUUGUAUGAGGACUUCAAACAUCUUCACACAUUGUAUGAGGACUUCAAACAUCCUCUAAUGCUACUGUUAGGGAAGCACUGGACGUGCAUGCAUGUGCUUCUUGUGCACAAUGCUUCUGUAUUAGAAGCAUUGGCUUGGAGGAGAAGAAGAAGAGGCGACAUUCUUUAGGAAGAUGUCAUGGGAGGCAGACCAAACAAAAGUAGGAAUCCACACUCUUAUCUGGUCCAAGCUUGAAAAAGAUCUCAGUUGAGACCAAAACGUUGCAUGUUUUUUCUGAUUAACAUCAGAACAUUUUGCCAAAAUUUGAUCUAGGGCUUUUCAGGACCCCACUCGGGACUGUACUGUGUGGGAUAAAAUGUUAGCAAAUGUAUACAUUAAAAGGACACUCUGGGUUUUAAUUGAUCCCUAUUUUUAAUGCUUUAUAUAAAUUAUACACUAAAAUGUGGAAAUAAAUUAAUUUUAAAAAUUUAAAAUAACAAUAAUAAAAAAAGAUAUGCAACUGAAAAGUUCCUGAUACUGCUGCACUUGCACAGGCAAGACUAGGAAGAACCUCGACAUAUCAGCAUCCUGACCUGUGGGGUCAGAUGUUAUCUCAUAAAUGUUAAACUUAAGCAGUAGUCACAUUCGUCUCUUAAAGGGAUACUCUAGCUGUAUUCCUGGAACUAUAACACCCUCUGCCUCCCACCUCCCUCAUGCCCUCCCCCCAUCACUGCGGUGGUUAAUAAAGGGUUAAAAAACAUUUAUUAACUUACCCGAUCCCAGCGCUGAUGUCCCUCGGCACUGGGUCAUGGCUCACCCCACAGGAAAGCAUUGAAUUAAUGCUUUCCUAGGGGGAAAUAGCUGACGUUUGAUGUCCUCAUGCACAGCGUGAGGAUGUCCAGUGUCAGUUAUCAGACCAAAAGUCUGUUUACAUCCAAGAAGUGCCUCUAGUGGUUGUUUGAUAGACAGCCACUAGAGGCUGACUUUGUGCUGCAAUGUAAACAUUGCAGUUUCUCUAAAACCACAUGUUUUACAUUGCAGAACUAAGUGCAGUAGGGACACUGUACCUAGAACACUUAAAUGAGCUGAAGUGGUCUGGGUGCUUAUAGUGUCCCUUUAAGGGGAACUGCUGUUUAAACUGAAACUUUUGCUGCUAUCGGUAUAAUAAUAAUAGCCUCAUUAACAUAUUUGAAAAUAGUGCUAUGUAGAGCAGCUGUAACUUAGGACCUAUCCAAAAGCUAAAUAUGGGAAGUAGAGCACUUCAAACAAUUUGGACAGCAAAAAAGAAAGUAAAAAUCCCUUAUUGCAAAGAAGUGGAAAUCUUAUACCUUAUACUUUUUUUCACAGCAGGAACGCCGUUCUCAUUGCUCCUGCAGGUACUAACCAGGGGGCGGCAAAAAAAUGCCACCCCCAAAGUUCCCCCGUGUUCCCCCUGUCAUGGGGGGGGCAACUGAUAGACCCCCACCCCCCCAGCGGGUGGCUGUCUACCUGUCAGACGCGGCGAGGGAGCUGUGUUCUCCCAGCUCUGCUCCCUCGUGUGCCGUUUGCUGAUGCCGGGAGCCGGAAUAUGACGCCAUAUUACGGCUCCCGGCAUCAGUAGACAGCCCGCGCGGCACAAGGGAGCAGAUCAGAGAGAACACAGCUCCCUCGCCGCGUCUGACAGGUAGACAGCCGCCAGCCCCACUGGACCCCAGGGACAGGUCCACGCCAGCUUUCCAGGUAGGGAGGCUGGGUGGACAUUUGUAAAUUUUAAAAAUAUGAAUAAUUUGUAUGUGUCUGUGAGUGAGUGUAUCUGUGAGUAUUUGGCAUUAAGUUAUUAUCAAUGGCCUUUAUUAUAUAUGUCUUUGAGAAUGCAAUGAGUAGCAAGGUGUUUUAACACAGUGUGACUGUCACCUCUAAGCUGCAGGAGAUCACCUUUAAGAAUUACUAUACAGCAUUUCUGACUAUGCGGAUCCAGCAGAGGAGACCUGCGGAGUCACGUGGAAAUCCUCCUCCAGCGUGGCGCACCUGUAUCAUGAAUAUGCGGCUGAUGCCAAAUCCUCAUAUGGAAGAGGGAUCCCAAGACUAUGUAUCUAUACAGAAGAACCAGGUGAGAGGCAAAAGAGAAGUAAUGAGUAAUGUCUUAUUCAUGUAUUUUAUAUAAAACAAUACAUUUUACAAAUGAUGAGAAUAGUGUUACUAUUUUAGACUGAAGGAAUUCAAUACAUGCAGUUGAAACACAAUGUAAAGAUAUUUAAAAUAGUCUUAUAGACUGCCCACCCCCAGACACACACACACUCCAGAGCAGAAUGAAAGUGGGUUACAAACUAGUACCUUGCCUAUGGCUUAUAUUAUAUUCUGCUCCACACCCAUCACUCAAGUGCAGCUCCCCCACACACAACUUCCAUCAUGAACAUUCAGCCCCAAAUUUUAAUUACUGACCUGUUGUACCUGGGCACCUGCACACAACUCCAAUCACCACUAGCAGCUACAUAGACACAUAACUGACUCCGAAGCAAGAGAAACACUGCAGAAUGCUAAUGGAGGGUGAAAAAAUAUAUAUUAGUGAGAGAAUAGGGAGGGUGAAGUAAGGAAGAAAAAGACUGAUUGAGAACCAAAGAGUACAGGUGUGUGUUAUAUUCAGUGUAGUCUGGAGAUAGACUGUGUGAUCUAAAGGUGGUGAAAUUAAACUGAGAGACAGCGGUUAAAAUAAAAACAGUGGACUAAAUUAUCUGCCACAUAGAUGUUGAAUCUCUUUGUUUAUGCAGCCCUAGCCACACCUCCCUGCAUGUGAUUCACACAGGCUCCAUACACACAUCCUCAAAGGAGACUGAACUUUUUAGCUUCCCUUACUGCACAAUGUAUUUAAAGCGACACCCUAUACUCCUAAAGCACUUCAGCAUGUUGAAGUGCUUUAUGUGUGAAGAGUGUGUUUUUUCUUUUUCAUGCAAAAAGGGUGACCUUUUACAAAAGUAGUGUAGAUUUCAAUAGAAAUUUUGUACUUUUAUAAAUUAACCUUGUUAUGUCCCCAUGGCUGUCAGACAACCAGUCCUAUUACUUCCUGGUUUGUUUAGCUCAGUUGACCUAAACUCAAGCGGGAGACAAUUGCCCAGAUCACCUUCCUUGCGAAUAUUUCUAAUUGAGCUGCAUUGGUAAGUCUGUAAUUGGAGAGCCACAGACAGUGCAGGGUGGGUUAGAAGAGGAGGGCUUGCAAAAUAAUUAAAUUCAUGCAUCCUUUCACCCAUUAGACAGCUAUUUUACUUUUUAUUAUUUUAUUUUUUAUUUGGACAGGGGAGUUUCUCUUUAACUAUGGCAAACAGAAACAGAGAAAUAUAACUCCUAAAUGGCAGAGGAUUGAGCACCGAGACUGCAGAGGCAUGACCUGUACACUAGAACUCAUUCACUAAGCUAAAGUUAGUGUCCCUGUAACACUAUAUUGUACAUUGUAUUAGAAUUAAAUAAAUAAAUGUAAAAAAACCGUUUGAAACUAGCUAACAGAGAUAAGUUAGGGGAAAAGAGAUAUAAAAACACUAAAAAGAUAAUGAGAGAAACAAAGUGAAGUAGAAAAAAAAGACUUGCAUAGAGAUAAACUAACAAAAUGGAUGGAAACAAGAGCCUGAAAGUGGAAUACCCAAUGGAAAAGUUUCUAGCUAGUGUGGCAAACAUCCUUGAUUCUCACCCGUUCUGAAAAUUUCAUAAAUCCUUUGACGUUUCAUGACACCUGUAAUUUGAUAUCUCAUAGAAUAGGAUUUACACUUAUUUAUUCUCUGUGACAUUACAUUACAUUUGUUUUGUUUUUUGAGUUUUUUUUUAAUGUUUUUUUAUUUUUAUUUUCCAGAUGCUCUGCAACACACAUCAUGUCAUAGCCAUUCGCCUGAUUUUACGACAACCGUCACCUGUUUGGCUAAACUUUACUGUUGAAGAUUUGCAGAUCAAUCCUCCAGGGAAGCAAGUAUGGGACCUUAUCUAUUUAGAUACAAAUUUAAAAAGUCCACCUAAGAUUUAUAGUCCCUAUAUUUGAUUGUCUUUGGGCAAUGUCUUCCUAAGUUUGUUUUCUCUCCUACAUAAAGCCAAAUCCUUCUUUGUGGUUCAGCUAACACAGAAUGAUGAAGUUCACUUCUAUAUUAGCCUUUCCACAGUCAGACAUGCUAAUGCGAAGAUUCACAACUGCAUUAGCAAAACAGCAGCAGAGGAGCUGGACUGUACUUGCCAGGAAAACCAGAUAUUCUCUCAAAGUACUCAAGACGCUUUGCACCAUAACCACUAGGAUAAGCUGUAGUCGUUGUGGUACAUAAAGUACCUUUUUAUACAAUAUAUAAUUUAUCAUAAAUAUACAAUAAAUUAUAAAGAUAAAUUGUAUACUGCGUUACUUAGGAGUGAUAUCCUUACCCAUUCUCCAAUAAUGUCUACAAUGCCAUGAUUCUCUGUUUCUCCUGGAUCUGCCAGUAUUGUUUCAGAUUUGAGUUUCUGUCCUAGAAUGGCUUCCUGGUGUUCCAUAUCUGGAAACACUGGGUAAAUGUCCUCAGUUUGCACAGUAUGAGCACAUCAUUAGACUUGCUUGGACAGUGCAGAGUGCUGUCCGAGCAUUGAGUACAUGCACAGAGCACUUGCGAAGUGCUCUGCACAUAGACUGCCCAGAGUAGCGUCAGCCAUAGCAGAUGUCACAACAGACUGACAUUAACCCUUUUAUUCUCAUUGCUCCCUUUCUUGUCCACCCAUCCCCGGUCCAUUGCUGGGUGGUAUGGGUACAGUGUCACACCUACCACAUGGUCACUCUAAUUUUAUCAAUUGUCUCCUGCCAGAUUACCCCUGCUUGGAAUGUAAAUUUACCCAUCUUAAAGAGGGUAUAACUAGUUUAUGCUGGCACACUGGCUGCAUUGCUAGCACAAUGUGUCAAUGGAUUCUAAAAUUCUUUAAAAUCCCAACAAGUUAUGUUGCACUUUUCAACAUGGCAUAUUAUUGAGAAUGAGAAAAGAGAUUACACAAAUCCAUUCAUGUUUAAUUUUACACAUAGUUCUAAUCAGAAAAGGGCACAUAUACAAAGAUUGAAGUUUCAAAGAGGAAAGGUCCCAGAAGUAAUCAUUGAUGUCGAUCUAAAUUGGAGACACUGACCCAUGCCCCUGUUCUGAGCAAAAAUUUGUUAAUAUAAACACACUAGAAAAAAGGCUCUAACAACAUCAAUGUAUAUCCAAGCUUUAAAAAUAAAACUUUAAAAGAACACUAUAGCGUUAGAUGUACAACCACUAGAGGAGAAUUAAACCGGCAGUGAAAACAUUGCCAUUCCUGCAAAACAAUAAUGUUUUCAGUUGCAGGGGUACAGCACCAAGACUACUUCAUUAAGAUGAAUUGUCUUGGGAUCAUAUAUAUAUUCCCUUUUAACUGUUAAAAUAGGAAGAAUAAUACAAUGUUUUCUGAAUUUCAGAGUCCGCAGAAAGGAUUUUCAUGGUUGUUGUCUCAACUACCCGGUAAGGAACAACUUCAGAGCUUACAGAAGGUAAGAACUGGGUUGUUCAAGAAGUAAGAAAAUAUAUAAACUACUGUUGUGCAUCACCUGCAUAUCUCAAAUUGGACUUUUGAAAGACCCCCGUGGGCACAGAAACUCAAUAAACCAUGUUUUUACAAUUAUCCCAGAGUUCCCAGCUUGACAUUCAACUGAACACAUAUAGGCAUUUCAGACUUGACAGCAUUUUUUCUGGUACAUUUAGCAAUGGGCCCUGUUUUCUACAUGGAUUUUUUUUAAACCAUAAUAUGGGUAGAGAUCCAAAAGGACCAGUGACCAUAAAUGUAACAGCCCAAGACCACACCAGGGUGAAUUUCCACUUGAGAGUGAAAUUAAUUCCUGGUGGGCAGACUAUGUCAUGUUUAUAUAUUGGUUCCAAUGUUUACUGCCAUGUAUAUUACUUGCACACUUGGUAAAAAAUGGUUAUGAACAACUGCUCUAAGGUUACCAUGCUUACUGCUUGGGCUAUUGCUGUUGUUUCUUUUCAUAGACAAUUCCUUCCCAAAAUGCAGAAUUGCUGGCUAUUAUUUUCUUCAGUUUUAGGUGCUUCUUCAGCUAUUAACCAAAAUCUGCUAUCUUUUUGAGAUUUGUAUAAUAAAAAUGUAUAUUAUACCACCAGUAUGGCAAAUUAUCAUAAUCCUAAAUCUCUUCUGUGCUAUUGUGGAAUAAUACAGAUUGUCUGUCUCAGUAGAAAGGUUCUAUAUACCAGUUCCAGCCCUUUUGUUCCUAAUGUUUACACUCUUGUUUUAUAGGGGCUGCCAGAUCCAGAUAAAGUAUCCAGCGAAGUGCAGCAGAUGUGGGUGCUGACAGAAGUGAUGAGGGCCAAUCAGAACACUGCAAGCAUUGGGAGAUUUGAUGUGAGUAAAUUGUUCAUUUUACUUCCCGAUCAGGCAUGGGCACACAUCAGCAUCCACAGCCUUGAUUGUGCAUUGCUAUUUUAGACAGUUAUAUACAAAUUUAUCAGCUGUCCAUAUCAGUUUGCCAAUAACCUCACAUGUAAUGUAUUCAAAUUUUGUUAGAAUUAAGAGUUCUGAAGCAGUGGAAGUCCCACCAUAUGUGGUGGCACAAAACAUUUAUGGCUUCAGUUUUACAAAACUACAAAAAGGAAGCUUAGAUCUGUUUGCACCUUCACAGAUCUCCCUCAGGGCUCUCCCACAAUACAGAAUUGUGAACAUUGACAAAAUAGAUGGUUAUGAUAGCAUAUCAUGCACUUUUCAGACUACACUGGAGCACUGCAUAUGUGGAUCCUUGCUUUAUCUCCCUAAUUCACUAGGAUAGAGGGCUAUAUUCCACUAUAAAUGGUAGCCAACAUACUCACUUACUAUGUUAUGCUGUGUAUGAAUGAAGGACUAGGUUUGCUACUACACUGAUUAAAAUGAUUUUUUUUUCCAAACAUGAAGAAAUAAAAAAAUCCAUGAUAUAUUAACAUAGCAGACUAAUAAAAUUGCGUAUAGUGAGACAAAAACUAUUUAUCUGAUGUAUGAUAGGUUUAAGGAAAAUGUGGUCUGUUAAAAGACUUAAACUCUGCUUUUUUUCCACCAGGUUGAUGGGUGUUAUGAAAUCAACCUUCUGUCAUACUCUUAACAUGCUGGACAACAAAAUCUAGGAAACACGGGGAGUGAAUACUUGGCUGUAGAUGUACUACGAAUUAUCUUACCUCAAAGAUCUAAACUGAAAAAUUAGAACUACAUCAGUGAAAAUUAUUUUUUUUCUACAGUGCAUGCAGUUAUCUAUUCCAAUAUCAGCAUAAAGAGUACCUGAAAAACUGCAGAAAGGUCAAGCAGAUCUAAAUGUAAUAUACAUCAUAGAAUUUAAGAAACAAGAAAUUUUGUGAUUUGUUGGAAUCUCAUCAGAAUAUCUUUUCCAAAUAUAACUGUAGAGCUAUCAUGGCAUACAAUGUCCCACCUUGAACACUUAGACCAUUGAGGAUUCCAGAUACAGAUAGCCUUCAACUCUAUAUUUUGGAAUAUGACAAUUGUUUUAUUCUAAUUUAUGCAUCUUGAACUGGAGAAUGGCUAACAUCUAAGUACUCACGCCCACUGUGUGGAAUAAAAGAGGAUUGGUGAUAUUCUGUUUGCAUUUGGAACAACUGAGGAUAUUUUGACUGUGGAGUAUACAUCUCUGUUAUGGCUUAUUAAGAUGCAAAAUGAUCUAACUCAUCAUGUUCUCCUUCUCCCUUUGGACUGAACUAAAAGCUCCGAUAAUAAUAUACACCCAGUACUUAAAACUGGGGAAAUUUACUUAUUAUGUAGGCAACUUUUUUUUUUUAAUUAAACACUGUUUAAUCACAGGUGUGUUUAAGGAAAUUACCAAGUUGUUAAAAAUUUUAUUUAUUGUUUAUGUGCCUUACUGUGUAUCAUCUUAUCAAUUAAAGCAUUAUCAUAGAA
Molecule: messenger RNA, 19593 nt
Organism: Pelobates cultripes (western spadefoot toad)
Lineage: Eukaryota; Metazoa; Chordata; Amphibia; Anura; Pelobatidae
Source: the annotation of a GenBank genome assembly